Drosophila subpulchrella is the source of this 2987-nucleotide messenger RNA. Its product is annotated as transmembrane protein 134. The record is from RefSeq and is a predicted model, not a curated record. Bases 346 to 861 code for a protein of 171 amino acids. The transcript is spliced from 2 exons. Lineage: Eukaryota; Metazoa; Arthropoda; Insecta; Diptera; Drosophilidae.
UUCAGCCACCCCCGCUGAACGGUCACACUUUGAAUCUGAGAAAUUUGUCUUUUGUCAAAAAAAAAACACUUGAACACUGAAAAGAAAAACACUUUUGCAACGGAAACGGGCAGCGGAAACUAGUGCAAAACAGUGCGAAUUCGAAGUGCGCGACCAUGCAGGCGGGGCAGCACUAAGUCGGAGCCGCAUUUACCCCGAUCUCGGCCGUAUUUGGGAGCCAACGUUGGCAGCCCGUAUCCGAAUCUGAAUCUCGAUCGCAGUCUCGUUUAUUAUUAAACAACGGACAGCAGGAAAAGCAGGGAAGGGGAACCAGAACACAGAGAAUCCAAGCCCAAUCCAGACAAGAUGUACAACAACGGGGCCAGGGGCUUCUCCAUACACGACGCCUUCGAGGAGGAGACCGACGAGGCGAUACGCGUCUAUGGGUCCACCGUGAUAUCCACGCCCAUGAGGGGCGGCAAGCAAGGUCGCUCCACCGAAGACGUCUCCAUACGGAUUCAGGAUCCCAAGGGCUACAACAAGUACGCCGAGGACACAACCUCCCGGGACAGCGAUUCGCUCAUCCAGGAGUACGGCAACCUGCCCACGGAGGAGACCAACACAUACUGCUGGCGGCAUCCCAAAGUGCGCGAGAACUGGCGCACCGUGCUGGCCGCCUUCACACUGCUGGUCGUGGGCACGGGCCUCUUUGUGAUGGGCACCUUCGCCAUUGCCGAUCCGCAGAACACGUCGCAGGGAGUCGUGUUCUUCGUGGCCGGACUGAUCUGCUUCAUACCCGGGGCCUACCACGUCGUCUACAUCUGGCUGGCAGCCAAGGGAUAUCGAGGGUUCGACUUCUACCACCUGCCGCUGUUCACAUAAGCAUCUGGACACCUGGGCAGUUCAACUGGUUGAUCCAAGGACAGGAUAGAGCAGGAUAGUGAUGGGCGACCGGAGACUCCCUCCCCAUCUAUAAAUAUAAAUCUGUGUGUUUGUUUAUACUUGUAUAAACAAUUUAUUUUCUAUUUCCUAAUCGUAAUUAACCCAAAACUCGGUUUGUGUAACGUCCUUUUUGUGUUUAGCGGCAAAAAUUUCGUUUAGACAAAGAACCCCGUCCCCUUAAAACCCGAAUUGAAAUCUAGCAAUAUAUAUAGAUUAUAUAUUUUACAAUAUUUUCUAUUAUGUACUCGGUAAAGUGUUUUGUAUACCCCGAUCCAACCCCAAAAGAAGUGCAAAACAUUCAUACGUACACUCGAAAUUUAUUUAAACAAAAGAGAAAAACAAACGAAAGACUUUGUAUAUGAUGCUAACAUGUUGAGGAAGCGCUAGAGUUAUAAUGUAUACUAUAUAUAAUUGUAAUUGUAAUUUAUUGAAAUUUAAUUGCACCAAAAACGCUGGCAAGCGUACGAAAAUGUUUUACGAUUUUCAAAACCAACACUCAAAAACAAAAAAAAAAGAUUAACCGUACACCCACGAAUCUAUGUAUAUGAUUAGUGAGCGUCUGUCCAGGGAUGCGCCUUAAAGAACUAGAUCUAGACUUUAGUCAACGUCGAAUUAUGAUUCUGUUUAAACUUUAAACCUAAUCGAAAGCAGCGGGAAUCUUUUCGAGCAACCAUGAUAAUACCAAGCUACUAGUGAUGUAAGACGAUGCGCCGAUAUUGCAAUACGUUCUUUUAUAGCUAUAUAGUGAUGACGCGUCUCUUUUCCGCUGACCUUUGCCCCCGUCCUCUAAUGAAAUUACUUCUCACAGUCAUCCACAUUUCUGAAAACCAAUCACACACACCUCAUCUGCCGUUUAGUUAAUGUCGUAUAAUUUCUUUUUUAAGAAAUGCUGAAUAUGGUUGUAUUAAAACAAAAAUAAUUAUUACACGCAAAAAAACCAUAAAAAACGAAAAAAAAAAACAAUAAAUUUACUUAAAACACAUAAAUACGAUUUAUGGCUAAUACAGGACUCCUUUUUUUCCAAAAUUUACACAAAACCUUAUUUGUAGAUUUAUCUUUGUGACUUUUGUAUGUAUUUUCCCCUUGAAUGUUGGUUUUUAUUCGAAUUAAACAUAUUAUUUUAAAAAGUUGAGUUUGUUUUUAUUAAGGGCGACUUUUUCCUUAUCUAUAACAAUGCUAUGGUUAAAAACCCCAUUUGUUUAUAAAUUUAACGUGAUUUAUCGUUUCUUCUUUUUAUUUUAUUACAUUUUUAGCAUUCCUUUUGGGAAUUGAUUUCAUUUCUUUACGCAGCUAAAAAUGAGCGAUAAGUUGUAUCUUUCUUUUGCGGCAUGCCCAUUGAACUGUAUCAGAAUCAUUAUCAAGUUCACCCCCAACAAGUCCGCAGUGCGUUUCAAAGCUGUAAGAUAACAGGGAUAGGGGUACGAUUAUUCCAGACGGAAGCUAUGACUUCUGAUAUUUUAAUAUAUUUAAAGAAUUUGAAUUAGUCGUAUUAUCUUUUGAUGUCCCAUUUAAAUCCCAUUCAUCUAUUUGUUCAUGAGCCAUUUGCGAUUACGCUUUAUGGCAUUUCCGUUUCUAGCUGACCUUGCUCUAUUAAUGUUUUGAUAACCCUUCAAUUACGGGGGCACUUGGCCUUUGUCCUACAGUCACGAAACGCACUGUCGGCCAGCUCCAGCUCCAUGUCUUAACCAAUCCCAAAUUCCUCUUGGUUUAAUGGAUUCGGCUGCCUUCGGCUAAUGGCAAUGCAAACGAGUUAAGAUGAAGUGAAAUGUUUGAAACAAUCAAAUCGGCAAUGGAAUAGGAUAGAUACUUGAUACUUGCUCAAUAUACGAAGUUAACGACGGCUCUAAUAGGUUAAUUAUAUUGGUGUUGUGCGCCUCUCCGAAUCGAUUAUUUUUGUAGCCUUUGACUUAUUUGAAUUGUAUUUAAAUAAUUGUUGCCUCGACUCCAUUCGAUUCGAUUUUGAUCCGAACCGAUUUGUUUCGCCUCGGUUCGACCGUUGAUGAUUAAGCUUUAAAUGUGCUUAGCGAAGUAAGUGUGGAAAUGGAAUAAAGUGCAUGGAAAUUAAA